UCAGCCGGCAAAUUGUGUUACAUGCUUACCGUCUGACCGCGACUCCACAAGCGCCAGUCAAGUUACAAUGUAUCCACUGGGCAUGAGCCUGGGCCUCAAGUUUGCGUUAAGAGCCUCUAGUCUGGCAGCAUUUCCCCCUUCCGUAGCUAUCAGCGUUGCUUUACGUGCUCCCCAUGGCGGCCGGGUGAUUCCAUUCAGGCGUUCGUUGAGUACCUCGCAUGGGUCACAAUACUUUCCCCUGCAACGCUCGUAUCUGUAUGUACCCGCUGCGUCGGAUCGCCUGCUCGCAAAAUCCUUGUCUUUUGACAUACCUCCGGAUAUCGUCAUAUACGACUUGGAGGACAGCGUACCUCCCUCCGCGCAGGACAAGCACAAUGCCAGGCGGCGGUUGUGUCAUUUCCUCAACAGCAUUCCUCCAGAUAAAGUCCCGACUCCCAAACGCGUCGCGGUUAGAGUAAACGACGUAACCACUCCAUUCUUCGAGAGUGACAUAUCAGAAAUACUCAAAUCCCCAGCCGUGGGCACCCUAGUUCUGCCCAAGAUCCAUUCAACCGAGGAUCUUGACCAUGUUUCCCGCGCAAUACAUGAGCAUUCGACUUCCUCGUGCCCGCCUCGCAUUGUGGCGAGUAUCGAGAGUGCUCGUUCAGUCUGGAAUCUCAGAGAGAUUGUACAAUGGAAAUCUAAGUUUGGUGCGCAGAAGGGGGGACAGCUCGGGGCACUUCUGUUCGCAUCAGAAGAUUACUGUGCAGAUACGUCCGUUGUGCGGACCACGUCACGGCAGGAGCUUCUUUUCGUGCGUUCACAGAUCGUUAUUGCGGCCAAAGCUUCCGGACUCGAGGCCAUAGACAUGGUUUGUAUAGAUUACAAGGAUUCAGGGUACCUUCGUGAUGAAUGCGAGGAUGCACGACGAUUGGGGUUCACCGGAAAGCAAGUCAUUCACCCUGCACAGGUGGAGAUUGUGAAUGCUACAUUCUUGCCGACAGAGAAAGAGAUCCUGCGCGCUGCCAAAAUUAUCCAUCGAAUGGACGCAGCCUACGCGUCAGAAAAGGGAGCAUUUGGCCUUGAAGCGGAAGAUGGAGGAAAAGAAAUGAUCGAUGCGCCUAUGUUAAAGCAGGCCAAGAACACGAUACGACUCGCGCGAGCCGCGGGGCUAGAAAUCCCAAAGGUUUCGUGAUAGGCGUUCAUAAUGCAGGGCAUAGGAAGCACGUAUUCCCAAUGCACACUGCCCGUGUUUGAUUGGACUCGUACCACUGAAUACUUCCUCGUGGCUUAAGGGCUCAGGCCCGUAUUCUCCCGUUGCGGUAGGCUCCAUACUUGCUACAUAAUAGAACUUGUGAUAGAAAACGACGGUACGACUGUUGCAAUUUGUAAACUGAAUAUGUCCGAAGAUGGUAUAGGCGCUCAUAGGAAAUGACUAUGUACUUGCACUAGGGUGUAUCACGGAGGGUUGCCCGGAUACCCGCCUGGGUUGACACCCAUGAGUAGUACACAGUGGGUCGGGUGCUAUGGGUAAGUAUGGGUAGGCGGGUACGGGUA
Messenger RNA from Pisolithus orientalis, 1536 nucleotides. Its product is annotated as citrate lyase beta subunit. NCBI's taxonomy places the organism in Eukaryota, Fungi, Basidiomycota, Agaricomycetes, Boletales, Pisolithaceae. The coding region runs from base 68 to 1174 and encodes 368 amino acids. The record is from RefSeq and is a predicted model, not a curated record. Gene Ontology annotation, biological process: oxaloacetate metabolic process. Gene Ontology annotation, molecular function: catalytic activity; magnesium ion binding. The transcript has 10 exons.